CAUCGAUUCGACUUCGAGUUCAACGAAGACGAACUCCAUGAAAGAAAGAUAGGUCUUAUAAAGUAUAUUCUAAAGUAAUAUAGUAAGAAAGUAUUUAUCGUACAAAUUAUAUUAGCUAAUAUUUGACACUUCUUUUCUCAAGCUUAUAAUUCAUUAACCAUGGCUCCGGCUCCAAAAGGCAAACCUCCCACCAAAGGUGCUAAACAGAUAUUGGUGGAGAAUUCAGAAACAGUCAGUUUCUACCGCAACAUGUCUCUUGCAGCCGCAGCCUUGUACGGAACUGCCACCGUUAGCUUGUACUGGGACAACUUAACAACGGGAAUUAUUUUCCUGAAUGUUCUUCUUUUGGCAAUAUAUGGAGGGUGCUAUCAAAUUAUGAGAUACAUCAGUCGGCCCACUUAUUCCGACAACAGCCAGCUCAUCGAUCCUGGUCUUGAUUUGAAUAUGGAAGGUGGUAUGGGCGAACAUGUGAAAGAUAUAGUGAUAUUGUCAGCAAUCACACACGUGCUUGCAGUGAUAUCAAACUAUUUCUUUUUGCUGCUUCUGCUGAUACCAGUGAGAGCCUUCUGGCUGCUCUGGGUCAACGUGCUAGGACCUUGGUUCUUCCAAGAGGCCCCGCAAGACACAGAACAAGAUGAAAAGAAAAAGAAAAAAUUAGAAAGAAAAAUGAAAAGAUAUCAGCAAUAAACUAAAGUAAUACUUAAUAGGAGUACCUUGAUUCAAGAAGCCUUAUUAUUGUAUAAAUGCUCAGUUCUUAAAUAACACGGUUAACUAGUAGGAUAAUAACUUUUGUUAUAUUUAUAAUUUUAUUUCAAUAUAUUGUUAAACUUCAAUAUUAAAUACAUCUAUUAAAUUAAUAAUGGUACAAUAAUUAAAUAAACAUAGGUAUAUUUUUAUAUACAUUGAAAUACUGCUUCAUAAAAUCAGAGUAAGUUUUUUGAAUGAGUUUAUAUAAAUUUGUAAUAAAAAUAUAACGAAAUAUUUAUAAUUGUAUUAAGAAUAAAUGCCUAUUUUACUAGUUUCAACAUUACGGUGCAAAUAUUUGAAAACGGCUGAAUGUGGAAUAGCGUAGCAUCUGUAUAGCAAUGUUGACAUUGAUUUGUUUCCUUUUAUUCUGUUCACAACGAGUGAGCGUCUAAUUGUUUGCUGUUAAUCCUUGUCCAUAUAUUUAAAACCACGAUCAAAUAGUUUAACAUUGCUUGUUCUGUUGUGUAUUUUAAAUAUGUUUGUUGUAAUAGUCUUUGCGUGUGUUGCGAAAUAGAACUCAGUAGAUAGAUAUUCUGGCCAGUGCUCCUGAAUCCCAAGCCAUUAUUGUACUGGUGAGACACACCCGUAUACAUUACACGUAUAUUCGAGCACAAACACUACUCCCUGUCGUCACUAGCUACGCGUGUCUGGCAGAAAUCGCCGCUAAUGAGGGCUACCGUUUUUUGGUUCACCAGAUGGCGCAACUGUAGCGUGAGGUCUAAAACUAUGGCAAUCAAAGUUCGUAUUAUGAGCGCUAAAACUUAUAUCUACAUUAGAUGAUUAUAUUAGAUCAUAUGUAAUACAAUAGAACUAUAGUGUGAACGUAUUGGCGAUGCCACAGUGUUGCGCAGUGCCGUUUUGCUCGAAAAAGAAAUGCGAACAUAAGUUUCCGAAAGGUUAAAGAGUGUCAAAGCAAUGACAUUUAAAGAACUCUGAUCUGUAUUUGCCAUAAUUAAUUUAAAGUAUUGUUAAAUAUUCACAAUAUUAAUUUAAUUAGAAAUAUAAACCCUCGCGCGUAAACAAACAGUGGCAUUUGACGUUUCGAAGAUCUCACGCUACACAAGCGCCUCUAGCGGCGAUUUCAUACGCGGUAGCCCUCAUUGGGACAGAUUGCCAUAAAAAAAACACUAAGACAAACAUCACCUAUGACGUAGCCCUCGCGAGUAUUUUUUAUUCGUGACGUCACAAAUGCAGGCCAGUAUGCUGUGUUAUAUUUCGGAACAUAAGACUUAUUCGGUACCCAAUAAAUGUCAUCAACGCUGAAUGAGCCGUCCGAUAAGUGAGAGAUCUGUGCCAGGUUGAGGGUGCCUUAUCAACAUUGAGCUAUGCUGCGCUGUGUCAUGCUGUGCUGUCUUGCGUUGUGCUAUGCUGGGCUAUGCUUUGAGCAUGGAAACAAAUUAUACGAGACUCCCACAUAGAGUCAUUUGUUUUUUGCAAUCAGGCGUCGAAUCCUGACUCACUAAGGUUGUUUGUAUGUCGCUUAGCGCGAAAGUUUGUAAGAGUGUAAUGCAUGUACGUACCAGCUUCCAUCCGCGGUUUCAUCCACUUCAUGGAUUGCGUUGGGAUGCAUUUUGCUGAAACUUGCCAGUAAUUAUAUAGCUUAUGUUGUCAGCAUAACAUAUAGGCUACUUUUUAUUUAUGUGCGAGAAGUAAUCCCCGGGACGCUGGUGAAAUCGAUAGAAGCUAGUGUUUAGUAAAGUUGUCACGCCAAUAGUGCUAUUAACAAGAAUUAAAGUGCAAAUACCCAUUGUAGCCUCGAUUUAAGGAGAAUUUAUAAUUUGUUGUUCCAGACAUGUCUGGUUAUUACGCUUACCAUAAUAUAUAUUAGAAAAUAGAAUCUUCUAUAACUAUAUUUUUAAUAUACACUUUAUAGUGCAAGUAAAAAUAGUAAUAUACGAUUUGCAGUAGGCAAAAUAUCUAUAACGUAUAUUUUAAAGUGUCACCUUUAUAUACACGUAGAGAUAAUAGUUGUUGUCUAGAAGAUUUAUUUAUAUUUAUAGAAGAGAAACACUUAAUAUUGCAGUGUUAUAUUCGCUUGGCUAAGCACAUCACAACGCAACUUAGUUUUAUAUUGAUUAGAUACCCUAAGCCUUCUCUAUUAUAUUAAAUAAAUGUCAUAUAAUUCAAGAUGCGAAGAAACAAGCCUUUUAUCCAGCAUUUUAUACAGUACGGUCGACAUAUCUUUGUAAUCCUAACGGCUGAAUACUGAAAUGUCAAUUAUAUAACAUUUUUGAUCGCUAAAAAUCAUUGCGCAAUGUUUAAUAAUCCUGUUGCACAAUAUCGUAAUAUUGCGCAAUUUAAUUGACCGCUUAAGACGAAGUAAAGAAGCGUUUCAGUAUCUGGGGUAUAUCUAAAGUAAGCAGUGUCCUGCUCACUUCCUGGGUUAAUGAGAGGGUUGCAAAGAUAACAUGGCCUUAUAUAUAUACUGUACGUUGUAGCUUAGACAUAUCGAUAGUAUGUAGAGACGGCGCUAUUAUUUUAUCGAUAAUUAAAUAUGAGCAAGUUACAACAUAAUAGUGUUUAAAAUAUAUUCAAUGUAAAGAACUUAAGGACAUAUAGCUAUGAUACAAUUAUUUAAAGAGGACAGUGAUAUUGUAAUUUUGUACUUUUACAUUUUAAUCAUUCAGACGCACAACGCAUUGUGUAGUUUAUGUAAUAUUUAUAUUUAUAUGUAAGGACAUAUACUCAUUGUAGAAGCAAAUUUUCUUUGAUCAAGCCUUAAUAAGUACCUACUUAUAUGUACGUAUAAAUAUAUAGUGACAUAGUCAAAGAAAAGGUGACAGUUGCAUUAAAGGAAUCUAGAAAUAGUAAACCGAUUCUAAAUAAUAUUUCAAUAAUGAAUACCUGAGUGCUAUACGCUGUUAUAUUCAUACAACACGGGCGCGUGAUCAGAAGCUAGUAAAUUAUAUAGAUAAAUAAAUUAUAGUAUUUUUAAUAAAUUGAAUUGUUUUGUGAAAUAAUAAGCAAUGAAGUAUAAGUACAACCAUGUUAUGUGUUACUUAUUUUGUAUAAAUAUUACCUAGCUACGUUUUAAUAUGACCCCUUAUAGUGUUAUUAUUUAUCCCUAUUUUCCAUUAUACUUAUCUACCUAUAUAGGUUUAUUAGCCAUUACUUUUUAAUAUUUGGCCCCUUAUAGACUAUAUCCUAGACUAUUAUCCUAGACUUAGUAUACCGCAAGUUUAAGUUUUGUUUUAUUCUUAGGAUCAGAGAAAUCAGUUUACAAAUACGGCAAUGGAAACUAAUUAUUAAAUUGAUAACUUUGUAUGAAAAAUGGA
Helicoverpa zea (corn earworm) is the source of this 4022-nucleotide messenger RNA. Its product is annotated as transmembrane protein 208. Lineage: Eukaryota; Metazoa; Arthropoda; Insecta; Lepidoptera; Noctuidae. Bases 160 to 687 code for a protein of 175 amino acids. Gene Ontology annotation, cellular component: intracellular membrane-bounded organelle. The record is from RefSeq and is a predicted model, not a curated record. Gene Ontology annotation, biological process: vacuolar protein processing. The transcript is spliced from 4 exons.